Molecule: messenger RNA, 2103 nt
Organism: Phragmites australis (common reed)
Lineage: Eukaryota; Viridiplantae; Streptophyta; Magnoliopsida; Poales; Poaceae
Product: 3-ketoacyl-CoA synthase 12-like
Exons: 2
Coding region: 294-1682 (462 amino acids)
Biological process (GO): fatty acid biosynthetic process
Cellular component (GO): membrane
Molecular function (GO): acyltransferase activity, transferring groups other than amino-acyl groups
Source: RefSeq, a predicted model, not a curated record
CUUUGCUUCCAAACAAAACCUAAUAAAUCGUCAUUUCCUCCCUCUCAUCCCUCUCCACCAACCCCACCCACACUCCCAGCUCGUUACUAUUAGAACUGGAGGCUCGGGGUGCUCAGCUGAGCAAGCACACUCACAUUGUCACACGCAUCUCCUUCCCCUCCAUCUCCUCCGUCUCCAUGAGUAGCAACCUCACGCGUUGCGCGUUGCCAUAUCCCUAUCAAGCCUAGCUAGAUCUCCCAUCUUGACAAGAUCAAGAGCAAGAAGUGUUUGCUUGUUUAGCCUGUGUGGUGGCGAUGGAGCUGGUGACGAUGCUGACGCUGACGCUGCUGGCGUACUCGGCGGCGAUGCUGGCGCGGCUGCUGGUGGCGCGGGCGCGGCGGCGGCGUUGCUACCUGCUGGACUACGUGUGCUACAAGGCGACGGACGACCGCAAGCUGCCGACGGACCUGUGCGGCGAGAUCAUCCAGCGGAACAAGCUGCUGGGGCUGGAGGAGUACAAGUUCCUGCUCAAGGUCAUCGUCAACUCCGGCAUCGGCGAGGAGACGUACGGCCCGCGCAACAUGAUCGAGGGCGGGGAGGCCCGCCCCGACCGCCUCCGCGAGGGCAUGGACGAGAUGGACGAGACCUUCCACGCCGUGCUCGACGAGCUCUUCGCCAGGUCCGCGGCGCCGGGGGGAGUCGGCAUACGCCCCGCCGACGUCGACGUGCUCGUCGUCAACGUGUCCAUGUUCUCGCCGGCGCCGUCGCUUUCGGCGCGCGUCGUGAACCGCUACGGCCUCCGAGAGGACGUCAAGGUGUACAACCUCACCGGCAUGGGGUGCAGCGCCACGCUCAUCGCGCUCGACCUCGUCAAAAACUUCUUCAGGACGCAGGCGGGAAAGGUGGCGCUGGUGAUGACGUCGGAGUCAAUCGCGCCCAACUGGUACGCCGGCAACAAGCGGUCCUUCAUGCUGGGCAACUGCCUCUUCCGCUCCGGUGGCUGCGCCUACUUCCUCACCAACGACCCGCGCCUCCGCCAGCACGCCAAGCUCCGCCUCUGCCACCUCGUGCGCACCCACACCGGCGGCUCUGACGAGGCCUACAACUGCGCGCUCCAGAUGGAGGACGACGCCGGCAGGCCCGGGUUCCACCUCGGCAAGGAGCUCCCGCGCGCCGCCGUGCACGCCUUCAUCCACAACCUCCGCGUCCUGGCGCCCCGCGUGCUCCCGCUCCCGGAGCUCCUCCGCCUCGCCUGCGCCACGUUCUCCGCGCGCCUCGCGCGCAAGAAGGCGCAGCGCGGCUCCAACCACCUCACCAUCCGGAUGAAGGCCGGCGUGGACCACUUCUGCGUCCACACGGGGGGCGCCGCCGUCAUCGACGGCGUCGGCAAGGGGCUCACCCUCACCGAGCACGACCUGGAGCCCUCCCGCAUGACGCUGCACCGCUUCGGCAACACCUCCGCCAGCAGCGUCUGGUACGUGCUCGGGUACAUGGAGGCCAAGGGCCGGCUCCGCAAGGGCGACCGCGUGCUCAUGCUCACCUUCGGCGCCGGGUUCAAGUGCAACAGCUGCAUCUGGACCGUCGAGAAGCCAGCCGCCGACGCCGGCGUCUGGAAGGACUGCAUCGAGCAGUACCCGCCCAAGGACGUCACCAACCCCUUCAUGGAGAAGUACGGCUUCGUCAAGGACAUGAUGAACUUGUGAUCUCAUUCUCAUCCAUCCAUGCAUGCACUACUCCACACAUAGAUAUCGAUUCUUCAACAGGUUCAAGGAUCGAAGCUUGCACCAUGCCUGCAUGGAUCAAACUUACUUCAAGACAGGGUGUCCAUAAACAGAUGGAUUACCGGUAAAUGUUAUUACUCUGUUGAUUAGUUAAGUUGAACACAAGAACUUAAGGAGAAGAAGCAAAUUAAGCUAAGGAUUCAUAGGUAUAUAUAGCUUAUGAUUCUUUUGAAGGUGAUGGGAAGGAAGAGAACUUUCGUAGCUGUGGGCGAGAGCCUGUGGAUUGUAGGGGAUAUGGCUUUUUUUCGUUGUCUUUUUGGGUAUCCUUGUACGUCGUGGUCGGUGUCAUGUUGUUGUUGUUUACUACGAUGAUGAUGGACUAAAGAGCAGAUUAUUUUGUUAA